UUUGUUUGAUGGGGUUGUCAGACUGUCUAAAGGGACUAAAUUUGUUUGGUUUUAAUGUCUAGUCUCUGAUUUGUCCUGUUUUUAAGCUUACAAGCCAAAACUAGACCAAAUAUAUUUCUUUUUCUAUUUAGGAAUUUUAUAGUAAUACUACUACGGAGUACUCUAGAAGAUUAGCGGUCCAUAUUUGAAACUUUGGUGACAGUUGACAGCGAUGUACUACGGAGUACAUUUCCAGUAUAAAUGCAGAGGAAGCAGAGAGGAGGCAAUUGCAAGGAGACCAUCCAGUCAUCCAGAGCCCAGGAUACCUCGACGACGUCAGCCAUGUCCGCCGCCUACGACCGCACGGCUGAUCUCAGAGCGCUGGACGCCACCUGCUCCGGCGUCCGCGGCCUCGCUGCCUCCGGCAUCACGCAGCUCCCCCGCAUUUUCCGCGUCCCCGACCACCACCACGAAUCACCGCCACCGCAAGCUCUCUUCCAAGAAUCGCCCUCGUCAGCGGCGUCCAUUCCGGUGAUUGACCUCGGCGGCCCCGACCGCGCCGCCGUGGUCGCUGCCGUCCGCCGGGCGGCCGCGGAGUGGGGAUUCUUCCAGGUGACGGGUCACGGCGUGCCUCUGGAGUCUAUGGCCGCGGCGACCGACGCGACGCGGGGAUUCCACGAAGCCGACGGCUGCGAGGGCAGCGACAAGGCCAGGCUCUACUCGCGUGAGCCUGACAAGGCGGUCAAGUACCACUGCAACUUCGACCUGCACCAGUCGCCGGUGGCGAACUGGCGCGACACGCUCUACCUCCGCAUGGCCCCCGACCCGCCCGACCACGGCGAGCUGCCGGACAGCUGCCGCGAUGUGUUGUUUGAGUACGCCAAGCAAUUAAAGAUGUUGGGGAAGACUUUGUUCGAUCUGCUCUCGGAAGCUCUUGGGCUCAAACCGAGCUACCUGACAGAUAUAGAGUGCAACCAAGGACAGGUGAUAGUAUGUCACUACUACCCUCCAUGCCCCCAGCCUGAACUCGCCAUCGGGACAAGCCGGCAUUCAGACUAUGGCUUCCUAACCAUACUUCUCCAAGAUGAAAUUGGUGGCCUUCAAGUCCUCCAUGAUGACCGGUGGAUCGAUGUCACACCGACACCUGGAGCAUUCAUUGUGAACAUCGGUGAUCUCUUACAGCUGGUCUCCAACGACGGGUUCAGGAGUGUGGAACAUAGAGUUUUGGCGAAGAACGCUGCGCCGAGGGUAUCCAUCGCGUGCUUCUUCAGCACACAGUUCCACCCUGCCUCGACGAGGAUGUAUGGUCCAAUCAAGGAGCUGUUGUCCAAUGAGAAUCCGCCGUUGUACAGGGAGACCCUUGUCAGAGAUUACGUGAAGCAUUAUUUCUCCAUCGGGUUAGAUGGGAAAACCGCGAUCUCUGAUUUCAGGUUGUGAGUUGUGAGGUUGAGUUUAUGUCCUACUUGUCUAAUGCUCAGAAAGUGAUUGUAAAAUGGCAGUAUAACUGUCAGAAUACUGUAUAGUGUAGUGUCAAAAAUGCUCUUAUAUUAUGGGA
Molecule: messenger RNA, 1534 nt
Organism: Aegilops tauschii subsp. strangulata
Lineage: Eukaryota; Viridiplantae; Streptophyta; Magnoliopsida; Poales; Poaceae
Product: 1-aminocyclopropane-1-carboxylate oxidase homolog 1-like
Source: RefSeq, a predicted model, not a curated record